Tachysurus vachellii is the source of this 4047-nucleotide messenger RNA. It is a transcript of the gene cplx2b, whose product is annotated as complexin 2b. The record is from RefSeq and is a predicted model, not a curated record. Lineage: Eukaryota; Metazoa; Chordata; Actinopteri; Siluriformes; Bagridae. Gene Ontology annotation, cellular component: SNARE complex; terminal bouton. The transcript is spliced from 4 exons. Gene Ontology annotation, biological process: neurotransmitter transport; synaptic vesicle exocytosis; regulation of neurotransmitter secretion. Gene Ontology annotation, molecular function: syntaxin binding. The coding region runs from base 239 to 643 and encodes 134 amino acids.
GACGGAGGGUAAGAGGGAGUCUCGAAACAGCGCAGGCUAGCAGACGCUGUCCUCUUCAAACAGAUAAGGCGGACUAACCCGAAGGCUGCAGCCCUCUCUCCCUCCUGUUCACGCAGAAGUGAACGCAUCGUCAUCAAGCACAAGAGAACACAUGCUGUAGCGGCCUAACACAACUGGGACUGCAGAUUACAUGCGUCAUUCUUUGUAGCUUUGUCAAGAACUGAAAUCAAAGUGCAUCAUGGAUUUUGUAAUGAAGCAAGCACUGGGAGGGGCCACCAAAGACAUGGGGAAAAUGUUAGGUGGAGAAGAAGAAAAAGACCCAGAUGCCCAGAAGAAAGAGGAGGAGAGGCAGGAGGCACUGCGGCAACAAGAGGAGGAAAGGAAGGCUAAGCAUGCUCGCAUGGAGGCAGAGAGAGAAAAGGUCAGACAGAACAUCAGAGAUAAGUAUGGACUGAAGAAGAAGGAGGAGAAGGAGGCUGAGGAGAAAGCAGCCAUGGAGCAAGCCUGUGAAGGCUCACUAACUCGCCCAAAAAAGGCUAUUCCUGCAGGGUGCGGGGACGACGACGACGAAGAAGAGGAGAGCAUUUUAGAUACAGUCCUGAAAUUCUUGCCUGGACCUCUUCAGGACAUGUUUAAAAAGUAAUGGACAUGAGACUGUAUUUGGUGGCUGCUGGGAGGGUUUCUUUUGGAGGAAGAUGUAGUUUGAGACUGGGGAUAGUGGGAAUCUUGCCAAACUGUGGAAGGCUUUUCACUGCCUCAACAAAGUCUUAGUUGUUAUUUCUACUGAUAAAAACAAUCCAUUCCCCUACAAAGUCUUGUCACUGCCAUUCAGGUUCAAAUUGUUUAUAUGUGAAAGAUUUUUCUAUUGGUUAAUUUAUAUGCACAACCAUGGCCUCAUACUCUGCAAACUGUGAGCCAUCGGGUUUCAUUAUAAAGGAUACAACAGGAAUACAUUCCAUGAAUUCGAGAACUCUGGCACUGGAAUGAGGUGUGUGUGUGUGUGUGUGUGUGUGUGUGUGUGUGUGUUUAGCUAGCUUGUUCCCAGUCUCAACAUUUUCAGUUAAAGCUAAGAGGGCAAUUUAAAUAACAGCAAUUUAAGCAUGAUGCCUUCCAAUGACUUUCUACAAAUUUGAAUUUUUUUUAACUUUUUUGGUUUUUGUAAAGAAACUUUAGGUCUUGAAUGAUUAUGGACAACAUGUUAUAAGUGGGCAAUUGUUUAGGUUUGGUGUUGUCAUGCUUAGACCUAAGAGCGAACAUGAUUGUGUGCCAUUCUAGACAUCCUGAAUGCUCAUUGUCUAGUUGUCAUUUCUUGGACACUCUCCUUCCUUUUUUUAAAAUAGUCUUUUAAUCGGUGAGAGUCGUAAUAGUCAUUGUUUAAAGUUUGAAAGAGAAGUAAUAUGCACAUUACUCCUGCCAGCAUGAGUAUAGGAAAGGAAAGCAUGUUUAGGUUUGCACUGGGGGAAAAAUGUAAAGAAAAACACUGCCACAUUGCCACAAAUUACUUCAGUGACCAAAAUUUUUUCUAUGAAUAAAAACUUGCAUAAUAUAAAAUAACGCAUAAACUUAUUAUACUUGUAUUUGUAAUCCAGGCUGAAAAAGUACUGCACUGAUUGGAGCUUGAUUUUCCGGAAGAAAAUGAGCAAUUGAUUCAUUUGGAGGUAACAAUUUUGCCCCUAAGGACAAUCAGAUACAACCAUUAUAGUGCAGUUAUAUGGUAUCAAUAUCAAAACUUUGAAUAUGUAACGUGAAAUAAGCCUGCUAGUUAAUGUGCAGCCAUUUGGAAACAGAAAUGUUUCUCCACUGAAGCCUAGACCAGACUCAAAAUUUGCAUUCAAAAAACAAUAAACCAAAGAUAGAAAUUUCUGUAAACAAAUCUAGACAGAUCUGGUUUUUAUUUCUGGCCUCCAAAUAAAACAAAUGGAAGAAUCAGUGGAAAUACAAUAUAAAUUCACACUCUAGCUCCAUUUACUGUCUAAUACUGCCAAGAUCUUAUGCUACGUAAUCUUGAUUUCCAUAUCCGUAGAUAAAUAGCUAUCGAUCUGUGUAUCCAUAGCUCUAGUUAUAGCUAUAGCCAUCUACGGUAGGAGAUAAUUUUGUAAACAUUUGAACCACUGUGUCAUUUCUAACAUAAAAUAUAAUGCCAUUAUGAAGUUGGCAAAAAGUCUUUGAUUUCUUCACACUUUAAACAUCGACUUUUAUAGGGAGAGAUUUUGAAGGGGUGUAUAUACACGUGUACUCAUCUAAUAUUGAAAAAAUUAAAUAAAUAAAUACCCGUCAGGUCAAAACCUGGACAGAGCAAUGCAUAAAGGAUAACAUACUAAAACCUUUAACUGUUGUUAGUCAGGCAAGGACUGUAGGUGUAAUUAGCAGUUGUAGAUUUACUGAGAGUAUUUAAACCCAAUUUACAAAACUCCCUGAGCCACUCAUUAAAUUGACGGAUUUGCUUCAAAACCUAUUAGAAGUAAAUAUUGAAAGCAGUUUUAGAUCCAAUCGAACAGGUGAGUUUUCUAUUUUGAAUAGAUAGAAAGAUAGAGUGAACUUUUUUUCUAGUGCUGAAUGUUUUUUCACUAGUUAAAGCCAUAUUGUGUAGACUGCAAUAAUUAAUGAAAAUAAUAUGUAGGUCAACAAUUUUCAGUCAUGCAUUCAUUUCCUGUAAAAUGUAGACGUUUGUGGAUGCUUCGUGUAUCCACCUAUCUUAUGUGUAAUCUCUGACAUCAUGUAUGUGAAACUGUGUAUAUACCUAGGUAUAUAUGCUACAAUUCCUGAAACGAUAACAUACUAAAAGCCAUUGUUAAUGUCUACAGUGUGAACUACAAGAUUUCUAUGUGAAUGUGUAUAUGUGUCCGUGCUCGUCUGUAACGUUUGACAUGUUGUUAGCUCAUGUACUGUUGAUGCUGUGGCUGUUUUCAUAACUGAAUGUGAAAGUCUCAUUGUCUCAGAGACAGCACAAUGUAUGACUUGCAUGCUGUCUGAUACCAAAACUCUAGGUUCAGUGCUGUUUAUGUACAAAUGUCCCUGCAACAGAAGCUGCUCAUUAGAUUGAAACGUAAUCUAGUUCUUCUCUUGGAAUCUUGUUUAAAGCCGAAUGUUUGAAAUUUACAGUGAUUGGUCGUUUAGCUCUGUACAUGGUUCUACCUGUCCUACUUUGUAAACUGUACACUCUUAGAAAAAUGAAUACUAUACCUUCUGAGAAAUAGUACUGUACCUGUAAAACUGUACCUAUUGUUUUUGCUGGGGUAGUACCAGAACAUCUUCUGUACCGUUAUGCACCUUUCACCUGGAAAUGUGGCUGCAUUGGACCUUUAAUAAUGAUUUCAUUUACAGGGAGCAUAAUUAAUUUUUAUAGAAAAGUUUUUAGGGUAAAUUAUUCACAGCUUUUUGGGUAAAAGGUAUGCACUAAUAGUACAAAAAGUGUACCCUGGAGUGUAUUACCUCAGCAAGUGUACAGUUUAAUAUUCUUUUUUUCUUUUUCUAAGAGUGUAUGAUGAAUUUAUUUUUUUAAUUAGUCUGAUUGUUUCGCUUACCCUAGGUCAAACAUAUCUAUCGUGUUUGUAAUAUAUAAUUGCAAGUGGCAUUUUUUCUAUAGAAGACAUCACAUUCUAAUCAACUGGGUAAAAGGGCUGGAUAUACAAAUUGUGCUUCUACAUUUAGAUAUCCUGGAUCCAAUAUGAUGUUCCUCUGUUAAAAAGUGUUUAAUAUCUGGUCAUGAGAGCUUUUUUCUUUGUUUGGUUUUGUUUUGCCUCAUUAUUUCAUAUCCACGGUAGACCAACUCAACAUCAUAUGUGCUUUCACUUAAAAUUUGAGCUUUGCCAGGCUUACUCAAUGUGAUACAUGGAAAUAAUGUUUGUGAGUGUUAAUUUCUGUCUUAAGGCAAAUUUCAUAGAAACUACCUGUGCUAAGGGCUAUCAAUACCACACUUAUACCCACUCUGUCAUAUUUUGUUGCCAUGUUAGCAGACAGAUUUAUUUAAAGAGGAAAAUUAGGCUGCAUUUACACGAGUAUUAAAACAUUCGUCUCAGUUCCCUCGCUCUGAAUUCUCAACAUUUU